This is a messenger RNA of Monoraphidium neglectum, 360 nucleotides long. RefSeq names its product 6-phosphofructokinase 7. Bases 1 to 360 code for a protein of 119 amino acids. Lineage: Eukaryota; Viridiplantae; Chlorophyta; Chlorophyceae; Sphaeropleales; Selenastraceae. The transcript is spliced from 4 exons. The record is from RefSeq and is a predicted model, not a curated record. Gene Ontology annotation, biological process: glycolytic process. Gene Ontology annotation, cellular component: cytoplasm. Gene Ontology annotation, molecular function: 6-phosphofructokinase activity.
AUGCCACAACUGCAUGUCAAGGUGGACGUGCCGGCGCUGCUGAACCACCUGAGGCGGCUGCUGGACGACCGCGGACACGCGGUGGUGUGCGUGGCUGAGGGGGCGGGCCAGCACCUGCUCUUCAAAGACGACGAGCCGCGGCCGCUGGACGACGCGGGCAACCCCGUCCUGCGUGACAUCGGGGCCCACCUCAAGGGCCUGUUCAAGGGUGGCGCCCUGGGGGAGGUUGACUGCAAAUACAUUGACCCUACGUACCUGGUAGAGGCGACGGCAUCUGGAUCUGCUGACCACGUCUUGGCAAAGACUCUCGGCCAACACGCCGCGGACGCCGCGUUCGCCGGCUUCACCGGUCAGCUUUGA